AGCAACUUCCCCCCCUCCUCCCUGGCGGCCGAGCGCUCAGCACCGAGGAAGCUACACGUGUCCCGGAUGUACAAGGAAUCUAGCUACUGGGAUGCCCGGUACCGGGAGGAGCGGGCUCUGCCAAACGGCUAUGAUUGGUUUGGGCGAUACCGGGAAUUUAGGGAACUUUUCAUAAGGGAGCUGCAGCCCGGGGCCCGAGGGCUAGUACUCGGGUGUGGCACAAGUUCUCUUAGCAUGGAUCUUUAUGAGGAGGGUAUAUGUCCACUUGUAAGCAUUGAUUACUCUCCCAUAUGCAUUAAGGAGAUGGCAGAGAAGCAUGCUGGGUGCCAUGGAAUGAGUUGGCUUGUUAUGGAUGCUCGGAAGCUUCAGUUUGCUGAUGGGAGCUUUGACUUUGUCAUUGAAAAGGGGACUCUGGAUGCCAUGAUGGUGGGGGAGAGAGACCCCUGGAGAGUUACAUCUGAGGCGAUUGCCCUGAUUGAUGAAGUAUUAAGUGAGGUUAGCAGAGUGCUCUCCCCAAAUGGAUGCUUCAUCUCUGUGACCUUUUCCCCCCCUCAUUUUCGGACACGUCACUAUGCUCAGCCAUCCUAUAGCUGGUCUGUAUCGUGUAACACCUACGGCAGUGACUUUCAUUAUUUCCUAUACACCAUGCGCAAAGGGGAGAAACUAACAGCUCAGGACUUAGAGCGGGGUCAGAGUCUGCAUAACCCAUAUAUUUCACCAGUGCACCUUCCGACACUUUCUGAGAAAGAUGAUGAGGACUUCUUAAGAAAUAUCCAGAUCUGACCAUCGCUGCUCUGAUAUCUAUUUUUUUAAAUGCACUGCAUAAAAAAAAAGCUUAAAUGCUUGCUGUCAGUAGACUGUAAAUCCUAUGAGGUGGCUGUCAAGAUUCUUGCUGCAGAAUUCAAAGCAAUGGGGUGGAAUUGAAAUAAGUGAAAUUGUGAUUAUUUUCUUAUUGUGAAACUUACUUAAGUAUUUUUACUGGCCAUAUUAAAUACAAUCUACUUGUUCCUUAAAAAAAAUGUGUGUAUAUAUUUAUAUUUAUAUAUAUAUAUAUAUAUAUAUAUAUAUAUAUGAGGGUCAGCAUAUAACAUUAUUUCUUUACAUAUGUAGAUUUUCUUCUGUCCUUUUCUCUGGAAUAUGCAAUAUGGAAUUUUCUAUUCAUGUACUAUGAAUAUGGAUAUGCACUAAAGGAAUAUGAGGUGCACAGAAGACUGCCCCCAUGCUCACAAACAUGGGGGAAGAUGCUGAAUUUGGCCUGAUAUAUAUUUUUUUAAUAUGCAAAAUGUAUUUCAGUGCACUAGGUUGCUACAUUAGUAGUAUCAGAGACACUUCUAGAUAAUGGCCUCGGGGACCGUACUUCAUAAAAAGGCAACUAUACUGCAAUAAAUGUCACCAAGUGAAAUACAUGUUAUUGUACAUGACCCUGUAUUCAGCUGAUUAGGUAACCUUAUAUGAACUUA
Xenopus tropicalis (tropical clawed frog) is the source of this 1460-nucleotide messenger RNA. RefSeq names its product EEF1A lysine methyltransferase 4 (gene eef1akmt4). The record is from RefSeq and is a predicted model, not a curated record. NCBI's taxonomy places the organism in Eukaryota, Metazoa, Chordata, Amphibia, Anura, Pipidae. The transcript is spliced from 3 exons. Bases 67 to 783 code for a protein of 238 amino acids.